GUGCCCAGAAGUUUAGAAAAUACGUGUGGAUGUGCGGGUGUGUUUACGCGAGCUGCGCUCCUUUGUUUGUCAGGAUAUUUCUGGGAUUACGAGAUGGACUGAUUCGUAAAAAUUGUAGAGACAGCAGUCAACGACAUGGUUGCUUGUGACGUCAUCAGCGCUACGUUUUGGGGCGCAUGAGUGAACGGGAUCAAGAUGUGACCAUUGAUGUUGUGCAAUCCUCGCUUUCCUCGUCGCUGUCCCCUACUUACGUAACGUCGCAUGUGCAGUCAAAUCUUGUGAAGUCAAAUCUUGUGACGUCCGCAUCAGAACCCCUCGUUGCCUCUUCAGUCGAACCCAGCGACGCCAGUCGAUUUGAAGCUGAAAUUGAUAUCGGAGAAUUUCAUGGACAAAGCAAACACAAUGCGCCUAUUCAUACGCCAAAACCGCAUUUUGACUCUUUCGCUCAAUUUGAAACGUGCGACGCUACCCCCAGCAGCGCUCAGCGUGAUACGUAUCUAACCAGUGUAGUUCCUUUUUCUAGUAGCUCUUAUAUUGCUUCAAAUGAAGACAAGAAUGCUAAUUCUGACCUUAAUAUACAUGAGCUACAUAUCGUAAACCGAGCUAAGCUUAAUACGAGUUGCGCUACCCCUUGUGAUGUUGAAUCAGUAAGCUCUGUUAAUGUUCUUCCUGAUAUUUGCUUGGUGACAAGGACAGGUAAUACAGGUUUAAAAUGUGGCCCAAAUGCUCUUAAACCGGUUUACAGUGUAAACGCAAUUGGUAUUAUAUCGGACAUAAUAACUAGUCCAGGUGAGAUAAAACAUUCAUGUGCAACGGCGGAGGAAAUUCAUAGUGGGGUUAAGAAUUUUCAGACCGUUCCUUUCAAUGUUCCUAUUGAUAAAGCAUACAAAUUAAACAAUAUUCUAGAAACUGGUCUUGGGAAUUUCAAUUUGUUUGGCGACGAUCAUUGUGAUAAAUAUUUCGAAACUCAUUAUGACAAUCUAUUUAGUCAAGUUCGGCAUAAUGAAGCCAAUAAAGUAAACGGCGAUAUAUUCACUAAUUAUUCGAACUUAAAUGCCUGUCCAAACGAAUAUACCGACUCUAACAUACAGGACUCGCUCACUCCCACGGACAAUAAGUGGCCCAGUCGAAGUGCUAGAUCAGAGGCUGUCGAAUUAACACGACACAAUAUCGAAAUGGGUAAUCAGCAGCACACAGCUGUCAAAAACAUUCACAGUGACGACAAUAGUCCCGAUGAGACAAAGACCAAAUGCUGUGAAAUUCCGAAACGAAAGCUGAAAGAUCGGAAUGUUUCAAAUAAUCGUUCAAGCCGGAAUGAUGAUCUAUCGUUUGCCUCAAACGAGGUUUAUCCGUUUGAAAGACGCUCCCAUGCGGAUCAAGAACUUAACGAACCAGUUGAACUUGAACCUUUUGAUAUUGUAGAUACAGAUGAUAUAAGGUUUGUUCCUGGUGCCGGUACAUCUGAUGUAAUUAAAUCCGUGAGCGAUCCGAGGUUCACAACGAUUCCGGACUCACCAGAACAGAUUCCAUCCACCUCACAACUUGCAAAUGAGGAAACUCAAGCGCAAAGACGAUUUUACGUCGACAAAGGAGAUCGGUUACUUCAACCAGGUACAUCGACAGCUCAUUCAACAUUUGAAUUUAUGCAAGUUAAAGAAAGGGGCAAGACUAAAUAUAUAGGAAAUAUUGAAGAAAGACCACAAUCAGAACAUUUUGAUAAAGAAGAAACGGUUGUCUUAGGCGUAUCUGGGAUAAAUUGUGCAAUAGCGAAUUCAAAACCGGGGAAUAUAAGUAUUGAAGGGUACAGACAACUUUCAAAAGACGCAGUUCCGAUACCUGUUCGUAGGAACAACAAAGAAGAAAAAGCCAGCAAACGUUUAAGUAAACCUAAUCCGGAUCAAGAUAAAGAGUUUUCAGAGCCACCAACGACAAUAAAAGUGACAGGAAAUGCAACAAUUCGUCAUAGUGAAGUCGUUAGAAAUAUUGAUAACGUUCUCAUGUUAACACAAACGAUGUUUAGUAAAAAGAAUGAUUUUGAAGAAAUAGCAAGAGAAAAGACACCUAAUGAUAACAAAAGCGCCGAGUUAGUUAAAUGUGAAUACGAGAAUGUUAAUGUUGGGGUUAAACUGGAGGCCUCUGGCUUAUCUAUUACUCAUAAAGACAAUCAGAAAAAGGGCGAACAUAAACUAAAGGCUGAUAGCCACGAUAAUACCGAUCAUAUUAAAGAAGCAAUAGUUUUUACAAAAGGACUGCCAUCCGAAGAAAAUGAUAUAGCUAAGGGAACUAGAUAUGAAAAUAUAGGAAGAUGUGUAAAACUGGAAAAAUCUGGAAUAUCUAUCACCCACAAGCCAGACAAUACACAACAACAGAAGAUGAUUGAGAAAAAGGCCAAAAAGCCAUCAAACAUUAAAAAUGAAUCUCAGCUGCGCCGAGAGCGGAAGACGUCAGAUGACAAGGAACUUGUCGCGAUUCGUCAAGAUAAAGUUAUUCUAGAUAACAAAAAUGUUGAAGAACAGUUUGGUAAACCAACCAGUACAUCUCAGGCAGAAGUGAGAAAAUGCCAAAGCGAGUAUAAGAGAAUUCGAAAGUCCGCUGACAAAGAAUUCGUUGAACUUCAGCAGGAAGGCAAAUACAAUGACGGGAUACUUCAUAUUUCGGAUAGUGGUACACUCAUCAUUAAAUCUUUACCAAAACCUCCGUCGCAUGCACCUUCAAGUGAACCAGGUGAAAACCAUUACUAUGAAAAUGAUUUUAUUGACAAAGAACAAACUGACAUAAAGGUUCCAAUGGAAAAUACUUACGAAGAAACGGCGUGCAUUCCUUUUUCAAACAUCGAGAACGACAAAGAAAAGGAGAAAAUGAAAAAAAGUCAAAAUGACAAAACUGACGACAGUGAAAGCGUUCCGCCACCUUCUCCGCUUCGAAUGGAAUGUUUCGAAGAGGAAGACGAGUAUAUUGAAGAGAACGAAGAAAUAUUUGACGAAGAAGAAAAGCGGAGAAGCUUAGAAAUGUUUGAGUUUACCGAACAUAUUUGUAAGCGACUUUCACAGCUUCUGGAGAACUCACAAACUGUUUCUGAGAACGACGGAAAUGAAGAUUACUUAUUUGAAAGUGGGCGAUACCCUAAAAACAAUGCCACUGUAAGAUCUGACAGAAUUGGAAACGUCCAUAAAGCAAUAAAUGAUGAUGACUAUGACAAUAAUACUCUUGAUGAUGAAAGCAAACGUUUGUUAAAAGCGGGGCUGGAUAUGUCAGAAGAAACUAGUCUUACUUGUCCAGUUAGAAACGAAUCUACAAGUACUUUGACACAAACAUCUGGAGAUUCGGAAAUGUUUAAAGAUAUGGCAAAUGAUGGCGAAGAUGACGGGAUGCCCGAAUAUUUCGACCCUCGUAAGAACACAAUAAGACCAAUCAUUUCUAAUGAUCGGUUGGUUAUAGAAAAUGAUAAAAACAGUUUUGCUUCAUUGGGUAACGACAAUAUUUCAUUAGAUGACACAUUAACGUCUGUUUCGACUCUGGAUGCAUCAUCAUUUUCUUCUGAUAACAAAAGUGGGCAAACGGUGGUUACUCUAAACGACAGAAAUGUAAACUAUGACAAUGUGACACCGACAGGAACAGUAAAUGAAGCAAUGACGCUACCUUUACGGGCAAUAGAGUCGGGUAUUGUUAUAAAAUCUUCCUCUGCCACCUUUUUUGACGAUCCGUGUGAUAAUACACCGACAGGAGAAUCCCAUUCAAAGUUCACUGCGUUGAUAGAAAUGACAACUGCGAAACAAGUGGAUGCGUUGCUGCAGUUUGAAACCUCAGGUCGACAGUCAGUCACGUGCACGGAAUCUGACCUUGACACCUCUGAACAUCGGGACGACAUGAGCACAGAUAGCAUGCUCGCUGACGACGAGGACGAAGAGACUAUGGAGAUUCUUUUCACCAAGACGUACACAGAGCCUAUAGAAGGCAAUGAGGUGUUCCUAAGUUGUACCGUGGUGAACAGCUCGUUCAAGGACAGUCCUGUAGACAAAGGAAAACGGGACAGCAAGAAAAAAAGCGAUACGUGGCUUUCGGACGAUGCUUUGGAGUAUUUCGAGGCCAAUGCUUCUGAGGUAAUGUCAACAGCAUUUUUAAAAGCAAAGAAGGAGAUGAAGGAUAUUCAAAUGUGCCUUCAAGGACUUCGAAGGCAGAUGGAGCAUUUUCACAGCGAUGCGGAAGACAAGGCGCAUCAAGACUUUGAUUAUCUAUCCCCGGACUAUUUCGGUUUGCCGAGGAAAGCCAUAACUGAUUGAUUGCGUAAUAGUCUCAAAGAAGGAAAUGUUUCAUUCGAGUGAAUUAAUGUAUAAGGUGUACUUGAACGCAAGAGAUUUAAAUUAUUAAAUGAGAACGUUAUAAUUUCUAACUCUAUUAACUAAUUUGACGAAUUGCAAAGAAAAGAAACAUUUGUUAUUCAUAAACGUAAUUAUUUCCUCAUUAAUUAUAUGUUUCAUAAAACUUCAAGACUGUGUAUAACUGAUUGUUGAAAUGGAUUAUUGUUUGCUCAAUAUUGUCAAUCAAAUUAAAUAUUGCAAUGUCAGCCACAUUUCAAUUGGUCAUUUUUCAUACAUUGAUCAAAUUUGAGCUUUUUAGCAUGUAGUUAUAGGAAAACGAUGUUAACUUUUUCUGUUUGUAUCGAUGUCUUUAGCCCACCAUGUGCUAAUUGUUAGCUAUUUUGUCAACCUAUUUCCGGCUGCAGGAUUUGCGCAUUGUGAAAAAUGCAUCGUGUGUCGUCAUAUUUCAGAUCGUUAUCUCUCCACAGGCCGCAUUUUUAUUAAUGAAACGUGCUCAAGAAGUUAAUCUCGACAAUAUACAAGACAAGUAUGCAUCUGGGUCAUGCGCUUUCAAAUCGCUUGGGCACUAGGUCGAAUCUAAGAAAGACUUCGUUAUAAUUAUAGGAGCCACAUGUAUGGCUCAAUCUUGAUAAAACUUGGUGGGACUUUUUAUCUGGACAAAAUAGAGGCCAAAUUGAAUCUUGGUCACUUGCGUGCAAAGAACAAGGUUAGCAGAUUUAAUGUUUUUAUCACUAUGGAAGGAACAUCUAUGAUACAUUAUUGAUGAAACUUGGUUAUAAUGUUUAGCAUGACACCAUCUUGAUUGAGUUCGAUUCUGAAUAAUGUGCAUCAAAAAACUAGGUCAUCAGGCAAGUUCUUAGAAAGCCCAUACUACAUCUCUUGAGGCCUCAUUUAUGACUAAAUAUUGAAAACAUGUAGGCUUAGUUCGAAUCAGGGUCACGUGUAUUCUAUCAUUAACUUAUAUUGCCUUAGGCAUUCACAUGCAAAAUAGUUCGUAUCCUUAUGUAGGCUUAUGUUUAAUCAAUAUUCUCUGUUUACACAAGCUCUGCUUAUGUCUUCAAAUAUAACUAUUUUCGAGUAUGCAGUUGAGAUAUUCAUGACAUUUUUAAAUGUUAAAAUCUACAUACUUGUUAUUUAAUUAGAAUGCCAUGAAUGUAUAUUUAUUAUAUAGAACGUGUAUACAUUCACAAUUAUAACCGAAAAAGUAAAUUUCUGCUUCAUUUUGAAAAAAUUAUCCCUUAUUCUCAUAGUAUCGGCCCUCAUCAUCGUAUCUUGCCUUUUACGAAAACCCAUCAAAAAGUUCUGGACAGUAAAUGUUUUUCCAUUUUCAAAGGAUUUAAUUUAUUUGCUGUUUAUUAAGAAUUAGUAAGACGAUCUUUCUAAUGAUUUCCGGUUUUCAUUUGAAAGUAGGUCAUGUUUAUUUCAGGCCAUUAUUAUGAUUACACACAAUUGUGUUAGUUCGUUUUUGGUUUAUUAGUAGGUUUAUCAAAUGUUGUAUAGGCCGCUAAUUUGUGAAAAAUUAUUAUUAAAGAGAAACAUUAACAAGAGUUUCGUUUUCCAUUAAGAAACUAUUGAUAGAAAAAGAACAUGCGCAUAAUUACAAACCUUUGCAACCAAUCAGAAGGGCAGAUAUUGUGAGAAACUGUGUACAUGAUACUGAUUACUACAUGGAGCUUAGUUUCGUCAGUAUUUUGGUAAAACAUAACCGAUUUCGAUGCGAUGUUUUGUAACAGAAUACAAAUUAAGCUAUAGAUUGACUUAGUAAACAUGUAUGUUUUUCAAUCUUUUCUUUUAAAAUAUUUAGCUGUUUUCAUUUGAGGGCCGAUACUAUGGAUACACAUGCUAAUUUAUAGUUGUAAAAUUAAGAAACACCAUUAAACAUAUUCAUGAAACAUUUACUUUAAAAUCACGUUCAUUCUUUCGACAUUUAUUAAUGUUGAUUUCGUGCUUGACCGGUUCUUGAAUUUACCACAUUUUUUUUCUAAAAUCAGAAAUCUACGAUUUAUCGUGUCCACGAACAGUCUGUUUUUUUUUUAAAACCUCGCAAUUUCAUGCCGACGAUAAUAAAUGAUUUGACAUUGUUUGUAAUUGCAAAUCCGCGUAAUUAGUUUUACUACUCAAUAUGGACUGAUUAUAAAUACAAUAAAAUAUAGUUUUAUAUGUUAAACCGCAUGAGUUAAUUAAGGACAAGUUUAAUUAUAGCCAUUGCUAUGAAUUAAAGGGGUAUCCUAGAAUCUCUAUGACGGAAUGAGCGUUUGAAUUUGUGUUAGUCGGUCCGUCCAAACAGGCGCAACAUUUUUUAGGAGGCUUACUUGUACAUUUUAAAACAUACAGCAUUCAAACUUGCUUGUUUUUGCUUACGGUAUUAAGUUUUGUUUAUGUGAUAUUUAUCAUCCUUCGUUGAGAAUUAUAAAAAGUAUGUCCCUUUUUUAGCUUCGACAACCUAUAGGAGCAUGAUUAUUAAUAUGCACUACAAGAUAAUAAACUUAUAAGAGACUAUAGAUUCACAUGUGUUAUAUAUAGUUUGAAACAUUGUGUAAUUAUCAUUUAUAAUUUCUAUCAAGUAAUUCCCCUAGGGUAAAAAAAAACAUACACAUGAGGUAACGUUGGUAAGGAACACUUAAAUAGCAAAAUAACUCGCACAUUCUUUUGUUUACGUGCUAUCUCCUCUAAUGUUAUUAAAUUUAACAUCAUUUAACAUUUCUUUGGAAACGUUUUCAUUUUAUUAGAAAUAAGUAUAGUCAAGCAGAACUGAAUAUAUCAACCAUGUCUGCGUAUAUAUACAAUCGAAAUUGUUAGUUGUUAAAAUGAUAGUGUUCUCUAUUUGUAAAAAUUAACCUUAGAUGACAAGUCCUUUGACAUGUAUUGAUAUUAUUAGAAAUGUGCACUAGAAUUAGCGGAGUCAAUAAGAAUGUUUGUUGCAUUUAUGUGCAAAUAUUUCGAAAAACGAUAUAUUUAUUCUCUGAUGUUUACGGUAUUUUGUAUAUAUUGAUACAUUAGUCAUAGCGGCACGUAUUUUCAAUUGUAUCUUUAUAAACGAUGACAUUAUAUUUCACUUUAUUCACUAUGAGUUUUGUGCAUUGUUUAUCAUCUAUUUUUAGUUCUUCUGAACGAUGUUUUAUAUAAUAAUAUACGGACUGAAAAUAAAACUCAAAUUGUUCGUGAUACAAAU
Dreissena polymorpha is the source of this 7491-nucleotide messenger RNA. RefSeq lists its product as uncharacterized. Bases 177 to 4280 code for a protein of 1367 amino acids. The transcript is spliced from 2 exons. NCBI's taxonomy places the organism in Eukaryota, Metazoa, Mollusca, Bivalvia, Myida, Dreissenidae. The record is from RefSeq and is a predicted model, not a curated record.